AUGGAGGUGCCGCUUCGACCAGAAAUGUUUGACUUCCAUGGAGUCUCCAUGACCAACGUCAUCACUGACAACUGGGACAACGUACAGGACUUCAAAGCAAGACCAGAUGAUAUUCUUAUCUCUACGUACCCUAAAGCAGGUACUGAUGUGGGAAAGACUUGGCAGACAAGCUUGAUUGCAAAUGAUUCCUUCUUAUCUCUACCUUACUCAGGUACCGAUUUGGCAGACAAGCUUCCCACCACUCCUCGUCUCAUUAAAACUCAUCUGCCAGUCCAGUUUGUACCAAAGUCCUUCUGGGAGCAGCGCUGCAGGGUGGUUUAUAUGGCCCGCAAUGCAAAAGACAAUGUAGUGUCCUAUUUCCACUUUAACCGCAUGAACAGUGCCCUGCCAGAACCAGGAGACUGGAGCACCUUUCUGCAGGACUUCAUGGAGGGAAAGAGGGUUUAUGGAUCGUGGUAUGACCAUGUGAACGGCUGGUGGGAGAAGAAGCAAACUUAUUCAGAUUUUCACUACAUGUUCUAUGAAGAUUUGAUUGAGGACUAUGAAAAAGAAAUAGACCGACUGUGUUCCUUCCUUGGUUUGUCUCCAUCAGCUGAAGAGAAGGAAAGAAUCAAAGCCAGUGUGACGUUUGACAGCAUGAAGCAAAACAAGAUGACCAACUAUACCACAGCUCGCAAGCUGAACCACGAGGUUUCUCCUUUUAUGAGAAAAGGGAAAGUUGGUGACUGGAAGAACCACUUCACUGUGGCCCAGAAUGAGCAGUUUGAUGAAGACUACAAGAAGAAGAUGAAGAAUCCUGAUUUGAAGUUUCGCUGUGAAAUUCAAAGAGCGGGCUAGAGCUGAGAAGUGAUAUGCAAUUAAAUAGUUAAGAAUAAAUCAAAUAUUAAGCCUGAACAACUGAAUUCUCUUACAUUGUGGUGCUGUUGGCUAUCUAUCAGCUUAACCUCCCAGGACCUGGCAUCCACAUAUGUGGACAUUACAUUUUGGGUUGUGGAGACCAAACUACUAAAUUUUGCUCUACAAAGGGCCU
Molecule: messenger RNA, 1030 nt
Organism: Pundamilia nyererei
Lineage: Eukaryota; Metazoa; Chordata; Actinopteri; Cichliformes; Cichlidae
Product: cytosolic sulfotransferase 3-like
Exons: 6
Coding region: 1-837 (278 amino acids)
Molecular function (GO): sulfotransferase activity
Source: RefSeq, a predicted model, not a curated record